AACUAACUGCACGGGCCGGGGCGGUGUUAUUAAUUAAGAGUGAUUGGCAUUUCACUACUACCAUGGCAAGUGAGCAUAAAAGCAGCGAGAAGAAACUGGCCGGAAAAGUUGCGAUCAUCACCGGAGGAGCCAGUGGUUUGGGGGAGGCCACCGCCCGCCUCUUCGCGGAGCAUGGCGCCAAGGUGGUGAUCGCCGACAUUCAAGAAGAAAAGGGGCGGGAAGUGGCGGAAUCAAUCGGUGGCGGCGGGUCAUCGUCGUCUCAUCAUCACUUCGUGAAGUGCGACGUGAGCGACGAGCAACAAGUGGAGUCCCUCGUGAAAGCCACCGUCGAGGCUCACGGCCAAGUCCACGUCGUGGUGUGCUGCGCGGGGGUGAUAUCCGGCCAGGACCAAGACAUCCUCAACCUCGACCUCGACGCGUCCGACAGCCUCUUCGCCGUGAACGUGCGCGGGACGGCGGCGAUGGUGAAGCACGCGGCGCGCGCGAUGGUGGACGGCGGCGUGAAGGGCUGCGUGAUUUGCACCGCCAGCGUGACGGCGACGUUCGGGACGGCGCUGAAGAUCGACUACGCGAUGUCGAAGCACGCGGUGUUGGGGCUGGUCAGGUCGGCCAGCAUAGGGCUGGGGAAGCAUGGGAUCCGGGUGAAUUGCGUGUCGCCGUCGGCGGUGGCGACGCCGUUGCUGUGCACGUCGAUGAACAUGCCGGAAGAGGAGAUCGACAAGGUUUUCGAGCCGUUUAAUGUGCUGAAAAAUGGGGAGUUUCUCAAGCCCAAAAAUGUAGCAGAUGCAGUGUUGUUCUUGGCUUGUGACGACUCGAAGUUUGUGACCGGCCAUAAUUUGGUAGUGGACGCCGGUUUCCACCCCAAUCAUUGACC
Molecule: messenger RNA, 874 nt
Organism: Ipomoea nil (Japanese morning glory)
Lineage: Eukaryota; Viridiplantae; Streptophyta; Magnoliopsida; Solanales; Convolvulaceae
Product: (-)-isopiperitenol/(-)-carveol dehydrogenase, mitochondrial-like
Exons: 1
Coding region: 63-872 (269 amino acids)
Molecular function (GO): oxidoreductase activity
Source: RefSeq, a predicted model, not a curated record